Molecule: messenger RNA, 5472 nt
Organism: Closterium sp. NIES-67
Lineage: Eukaryota; Viridiplantae; Streptophyta; Zygnematophyceae; Desmidiales; Closteriaceae
Source: the annotation of a GenBank genome assembly
CAGAUGUCACAUGAUGACUCCACAAAGCUUGAUCAAUCUCAGGGAAUUCGGGAUGCCUAUUUCAGAUUCCUUCUCAAGUCUCUCUCGUUGGGAUUCUAGAGCCUCGCGUGAACAAACGUCACAGUUUCAGUGACGUCGCUUGAUCGACGCUAACGUCGUCAGGGACUUUGUUCUAGUGAGCUCCUUGUUGUCGCCAGUAUUUUCUAGGUUCUGACGAGCAGCCUCGCCCACAUCCAGCGCGUGGAGAUCAGUCCAGUUCCUGCAGAUUCUGUUGGCUUACCUUUUUUUGGUUUAGAUUAUCGUUUUUGGCUCCUUGUCGGCUUCUUGCUGACAGAGCGUGAUAGGUCAGCAGUAGCUAAUCAUUUAGUUUCUAUCAGGUUCAAUUGAUAUUUCCUGCUGAAAUCGUCUGUCAAGGAUUCGUCUGCGUCCUUCUCUCCGUUCGCUCGGUAUUCGUCAGCUCUGUUACUCUUCUAGCUUAUGAUCCAAUCACAAGCGAGCAGACGUCUCGGGAGAAAGCUUUUGAGGUUCCUAACAACGCAACUGGACGUUCCCGGAGUAACCCGUUGAGGCGAUUGAGUUAGCAGGGUAUUUUUUAGAAUUCUAAAAAAUACCCGGAGUAACCCAUUGAGGCUCCUAGGAGCAAUCGGACGUAUUAGGAACCGCAGCAUCGAGCCACCAUGUCCUGGAUAUUCAAUCGAGGCAGCGGCGGCAGCGGGAAUUCUCCUUCGCCAGUCGCAUCCCCUGCUGCAGCCGCACGCUCCCCCGCAACCGGACUACGAUCCCCCAUGCCGUCAUCGUCCAGGCAACCGAUGCCAGGAGCGUCAACGCCUACGCAACCCUCGCCUGCCGUCCUAUCCCCAUUAUCUCCAUCCCGAGCCGGCGGAUCGCCGGUUGCUGCGUCGAUCCCCGACCCGCUGACGUCACGCGCGAUUCGGCUGGUGUACAAGGAUGACCAGGGCGUGUUUCGGAUGGACCCCGAGGCUGUUAGCGCGCUGAGGAGACUGCGAGGACCCCUCGGGGUUGUCGCGGUGUGCGGAAGGGCGAGGCAGGGGAAGAGCUUCAUACUGAAUCAGCUGCUGGGUCGCAGCAGCGGGUUCACGGUGGGCCCCACGCACCGGCCGUGCACGAAGGGCCUGUGGAUCUGGAGCUCGCCUGUCAAGGUGACGGCGCCAGACGGGUCGUCGUACCACCUGCUGCUGCUGGACUCCGAGGGAAUCGACGCCUAUGAUCAAACGGGCACCUACAGCACGCAGAUCUUCUCGCUGGCCGUGCUGCUGUCGUCGCUGUUCGUGUACAACCAGAUGGGUGGCAUCGACGAGUCGUCACUCGACCGCCUCUCCAUGGUCACUGAGAUGGCGAAGCACAUCCAAGUGCGCGCAUCCUCAGCCUCAGCAGCAGCAGCAGCAGCAGGGUCGGCUGGUGGUGCUGGCUCGUCUACGUCCACACAAGAACUGGGGCUCUUCUCUCCCGUGUUCUUUUGGCUUCUGAGGGACUUCUAUUUCGACCUGACUGAGGACGGGCGGGUGAUCACCCCUCGGGAUUACCUCGAGACGGCACUCCAGUCCAUGGCCGAGGGCUCCGAGUCCGCACGAGCAAAGAACCAGAUCCGCGAGUCCAUUCGCUCCCUUUUCCCAGACCGAGACUGCUUUGCUCUCGUGCGCCCCAUCAGCAACGAGAAGCUGCUGCAGAAGCUCGACCACCUGCCGAUGGACCAGCUAAGGCCGGAGUUCAAGCAGGGGCUGGACGCUUUCACGCAGUCAGUUUUUGCGCGCGCUCGCCCCAAGAGGGUGGGCGGCACAGUUAUGACUGGGCCCAUACUGGCCGGGCUCACUCAGACUUAUAUCCAGGCGCUCAAUAACGGGGCUGUGCCCACCAUCCUCAACUCCUGGCUGAGUGUGGAGGAGACGGAGUGCCGCAGGGCGUUCGAGGCUGCACUGGAGGCGUACACGAGGGCCUUUGGGAACCCCGCCUCUGCUGAUGAGGACGACCUGAGAGCUCGCCACAGGGCAGCCCUGCUAGCAGCGGAGGCGGCGUUCAGAGAGGAGGCGGUGGGGGAGGGGCAGGCACGGCAAAAGUAUGAGGAGAAGCUGAGGGAGGAGGCUGGGAAGAGGUUCGAGGAUGUGCUGAAGCGGGUGGCAGCAGAGGCGGAGGUGCGGUGCACGCGGUUCCUAGAUGCCUUGGAGGCAAAGGUCAAGGGCCUGGCCAGGGGCCCUCCCCGGGCGGCUACUGCUGACGUGGUGCGUGCGCUGCUCGCUGAGCUGGCGGCGUACGAGUCGUCCAUGUCGGGUGCUGCCAAGUGGCGGUGCUUAUCUGCGUUCCUCGUCGCCAGCAUGCGCGGCCUUGUGUUGGACUCAGCUGAGAAAGAGAUUGCCGAAGCAAAGCAGCAAGCCUCGUCCGCAUUCAAGGACAAGCAAGCCGCCGAGGCUCGGGCCUCUGCUGAAGCUGCGGCGGCGGCUCGGGAGGCCGCUGCAGCUGAGGACUGGAAGAAGCGGGUGGCAGCAGUGGAAGGACAGCUGGCGGACGCUCAUAGGCUGGUUGGGGAAGGGAGGGAGGAGAGGGAGAGAAUGAGAAAGGAAGUUGAGGAGGGGAGGAGGAGGGCGGAGGAGAGGGAGAGGGAGUGUGCGGGUUUGAGGAAGGAGGUGGAGAGAGUGAGGGAGGGAGGGGAGAAGGAAGUGAGGAGGGCGGCUGGGGAGGCUGAGAGGUUAAAGGGGCAGCUGGAGGAGGCGAAGAGGAGGGUAGGGGAGGAGCAGGGGGAGAAGGUGAAGUGGAGGGAGAUGUACGAGAAGGGGAUGGGGGAGGGGAAGAGGGAGGUGGAGAAGGUGGUUGGGGAGAGGGAGGGGUUGAGGGCGGAGGUGGAGAGGGAGAGGCAGAGGAGGGAGGCGGAGGUGGCUGCGAUUCAGAAGGACAAGAACGCAUUGGAGCAGCGGCUGCGAGCAGAGGCGUCAAAAGCAGCGGACGAGGCUACUGAGCUGAAGAUUCAGCUGGAGUCCCAGGCAGCGCGGCUGGCAGCAACGGAGAAGGCACUGGUAGAGGCAAAGGCGAGGGAGAGGGAAGUUGAGGAGAGCAUGCGAGAGGCGACCAGGACGGCUGGCAGUGCGAGCAAGAGCGUGCAGGCUGCUAGAGAGGCGAAGGCAGCGGCAGAAGCAGCGACAGAGAAUAUGGAGCACCAGCUACGUCAGGCUGAGUCAGCACGCACCUCCGCUGAGCUGGCAGCUCGGCGCGAGGCUGAGCUGGCCCGCCAGGCUGGCAUCCGCGCUGACUCAGCAGCCAAGGAUCUCCAGAUGGCGGUGGAGCAGGUACAGGCGGCCCAAUCAGCAGCAGAGGCGGCAGGAAAGAGGGCGGAAGCUGCGGAGGGGAGAGCGAGGGAGGUCGAGAGGGAGACAGAGCAGUUGAGAAUGAGGGUAGUGGAAGGGGAGGAAGAGGGGAAGGGGAGGGCUGAUGCGCUUUUGAGAGAGUGUGAAGAGCUGAGAGGGGAGGUGGGGAGGAGGAAGGAGGAGGUAGGGGAGACGAUGGCGAUGCUGGCAGUGUGUGAGGUGGAGAGGGAGGGGUGGAGGAGGAAGGAGGGGGAGGCGAGGAGUGAGGUGGUUGGGCUGAAGGGGGAGGUUGAGAGGUUAAAGGGGGUGGUUGAGGGGAUGGGGGUGGAGUUGGGAGUGGUGAGGAGCGAGAGGGAGGAGAUGAGGGGGGGAGUGAGAGUGAGGGAGGAGGAGAUUGCACGGUUGAGAGGGAUGCUGGAAGUUGCAAUGAGGGGGAAUCAGGAGAGGGAGAGGGAAAGGGGGAGGGAGAGAGGGGUGGGGAGGGUGGAUGGAGCGGUGGGAGAGGGGGAGGGGACUGUGGGGAUGGAAGUGGAGGAGGAUGAAGAGGCGGGGAGGAAGAGGAAGAGGGCGAGACUGGGGGCGGCUGCUGCUGGUGCAGGUGCUGCUGCUGGUGAGGGCACUUCGGCUGGUGGGGAUGGAGGUGCCUCUGAUGCAGGUUUUACUGGUGCAGGUGCUACUACUGGGGGUGCUGCAGGGGCGGGAGAUAGCGCUGUGACGGGUGAUGCUGCAGAGACAACAGCAGGAGAAGGCAGCAAGCGGAGAGGCAGGGGUGCAGGCAAGAAAGCACCUGCUGCUGCUGCUGCUGGGGCAUCUGCACCCGCGGUGCCAGCGGUGGGAAGAGGAGGAGGAGCAGCAGCAGCAGCAGCAGCAGCAGCAGCAGCAGGAGCAGCAGUAGCAACAGGAGGAGUUGCGGUGGCGCCCUCGCCUGCAGCAUCAGGCAACACGGGAUUCGAGUCAGCCCAGGCAACAGGGCAGGGCAGCGAGAUGGAUAUGGAUACUGAGGGGGCUUCCUUUGGUGGCGUGUUUGGCACAGGGGGGAAGGGGGGCACCGAGGGGGAUGAGGCGGAAAGCAGUAAGGCAGCCAAGGGGAGGACAGCGGGAGGGAGGAGUAGGAGGGGUGGGGCAGCGAGGAGAGGGAGAGGGAGGGCAGCUCCGGGGGUGGGGGCGGUGACAGCUGCUGACGUGGCGGGGGAGUCUGACGUGGCGAAGAGGCGGAGGGAGAUAGCGAUGAAAAUGACCAAGAGCGAGCUGAAAGAUGUGUUGACGGACCAUGGGAGGGGGCUGGAUGUGCUGGAGCUGAGGACGCCCACCAAGGGUCAGCUGGUGGAUCUGUAUGUGAAGUUCGUCCCUGGAGUUGGUGACAAGAAGUAGGUGGCAAUAGUUGCUGGUGUGACUGGGAUGGGAGAUUGAGGAUGAAGAGUGAGCUGAGGGAUGUGCUGACGGACCAUGGCAGGGGGCUGGAUGUGCUGGAGCUGAGGGCGCCCACCAAGGGGCUGCUGGUGGAUCUGUAUGUGAAGUUUGUGCUGGGAGUUGGUGACAACAAGUAGCUGGUGCGGCUGGGAUGGGAGAGGGGAUGGUGUGGGUGGGAUGGGAGAGGGGGAUGGUGGGGCUCGGAUGGGAGAGGGAGAUGGUGUGGUGUGGCUGGGAUGGGAGAGGGGGAUGGUGGGGCUCGGAUGGGAGAGGGAGAUGGUGUGGUGUGGCUGGGAUGGGAGAGGGGGAUGGUGGGGCUCGGAUGGGAGAGGGAGAUGGUGUGGUGUGGCUGGGAUGGGAGAGUUGGUGAUGGCAGAACAUGGGAUGCCUGAUGGCAGAACAUGGGAUGCCUGAUGGCAGAACAUGGGAUGCCUGAUGGCAGAACAUGGGAUGGGGCUGGAUGUGUUUGAGUUGAGGAUGCCUGUGAAGGAUCAGCUGGUGGAUGUGUAUGAGAUGUUAGCGGCGGAGCGGUUGAUGCGAGAGAUUUUCGUCGUGAUGCGAGAGAUUUUCGUCGUGAUGCGAGAGCUUUGGAAGUGGAGUCAGAUUGUCUAGUUCAUUGUCUUCUGUGCUAGUUGGAGUUAGAUAUCUGUGUGCAGUGCACAUGAUUGUUUAGCAUCGAGUGCAGCGUGGAUUUUUCUGAUGGGUGGGUCUAUCAAAGUUUGGGUUGGAGUGAGAAACGUUGUCUGAG